AUGCAAAAACCAGGGGUUCUCAACUUAAAUGAAGCAGCUGAAUUACUUGGUGUUCCAAAAAGACGUCUUUAUGAUAUUACCAAUGUACUUGAGGGUGUUGAUCUUAUUGAAAAAAUUGGCAAAAAUAGUAUUAAAUGGAGGGAUCAAUCAGAGUUUACAAAUUCAGUAACAUAUCAAAAAUUAAACAAAGAAAAUAUUGAAUUAAUUAAUGAAGAAAUAGGUUUAGAUAAAUUUAUUCAAUCAGUCUCGUCUUCACUUAAAUUAGCAAAAGAGGACCCAACAGAUGCUUUUUAUAGUUAUUCUCUUUUAACUGAUUUUCGUUCCUUGGAUAAUUUUAAAAAUAAAAUGUUAAUUGCUGUUAAAGCUCCAAAAGAUUCAUCAUCUUCUAUUGAGAAAUUUGAAGUUAUUAUUAAAAAUGAAAAUGGUGGACCUUUAAAUUCUUUUGUUUGUCCGGAAGAUAUUAAUGAAAAUAUUGAAGAGAAUAAUUCAAUAAAUAAAUUAACUCCUUCAAAAUAUUCAAAUAAACAACAAAAACAGCAAGAAUGUAGACAAUUUACUCCCCCUUUUUCACCAAUUAAAAUGGCAAUGCUUCUUUCUUCACCUUGUAAAAUUGACAAUAAAUAUUUGCAAACUGAAGCAAUUUCUUCAAAUAAAAUUGAAUUUUUACAAGAAAAUACUUUACUUUCAUUAGACCCUCCAAUUGAAGAAAAUAAUAUUAACCCUUAUUAUAAUUUGUCACUUUUGGAUGAACAACAACAAAAUUCUGAUGUUAGUAUUUUAAAUGCAAUAUUUGGAAAUGAUUUUUAA
Messenger RNA from Meloidogyne enterolobii, 807 nucleotides. The record is from the annotation of a GenBank genome assembly. Lineage: Eukaryota; Metazoa; Nematoda; Chromadorea; Rhabditida; Meloidogynidae.